Messenger RNA from Trichomonas vaginalis G3, 1077 nucleotides. RefSeq names its product integrase core domain containing protein family. Gene Ontology annotation, molecular function: nucleic acid binding. Bases 1 to 1077 code for a protein of 358 amino acids. The transcript has a single exon. Lineage: Eukaryota; Parabasalia; Trichomonadida; Trichomonadidae. Gene Ontology annotation, biological process: DNA integration. The record is from RefSeq and is a predicted model, not a curated record.
AUGAGUUUAAAAGAAGUUUUCGAAUCAUCACCGUGGAGGUCAUUUAAAAAAUUCUAUGAAGCUGCAAAGAAUGCGGGAUUUAAUGAUAGAACAGAAAUUAAGAGAUUUUAUGAUGAAAAUAUAGUUCAUCAGGUAAAAGUUAAUCCUUACGAUUAUUACCUUCCCAUUUACUCGAAAACUCAUGAUGCAUAUCAAUUUGAUACACUCGUUCAGAGUAAGAAAGGAAGAAAGCCACCAUUUUUGAUUUUCAUUAAUGUUAAUACACGUAAAGCUUUUGCGUAUAUAAUGAAAAAUAAAGGAACAAAAGAAGUUUUAAGAGUUUUGCAGACGUUUGUGGCAGAACAUCAUCCUACUUCAUUAACUUCAGACCAAGACGGUGCAUACCUCAGUAAUGAAAUUACAGAAUUUUUGAUUAAACAUAACGUUACUCAUUAUACGACUGAAGACCAUAACCAUAAUAUUUUAGGAAUCAUUAAUCGUUUCAUUAGAACGCUAAGAGAUUUAAAUAAAGAAAGAGAUUUUACGGAGGAAUCAAUGAAUAAAGUCAUUAAUGCGUACAAUAAGUCCACCCAUAACAGCACAGGAUUUAAACCAAACGAAAUGACUUCAAAAGAGGAGGAUGAAUACAUAAAACAAAAGAGAAUGUUAACGGAGGAAAGAAGAAGUUCAUCAUUACUGCCAGGAACUAAAGUUAGAAUCAUUCUUGAACAUAAACCACACGAAAAGGUAAGAAAUCAGUUAAGUGAUGAUUAUUACAUUGUUGAUUCCUCACAGGGUAAUGGUUAUUUAAUUAAAGCAGCUGACCAUUCGGUUGCGUUUUAUCUGCGAUUUCGAUUAGUUGAAAGCGAAAAUGGAAGAUUAGCUAAGACGGUUGAUGAAGCAAAAAGAGGUAUAGUUAAUAAAAUUGUGAGUUAUGAUGAAGACAAAGAUGAAUACACUGUCAUUUAUGAAGGAGGUGUGGAUGAUAAAAUUCCUUCUAGAAAUUUGAGAGAAUCGAACCCCACACAUUUAUCGGAACUCGAAAAGGAUUACUGGAAGGAUAAAAAUAAGCCAAAAUUAAUCAAAAAAUUUUUAUGA